UAAAAAUAAGAGAAACAAUUAAAAUGAACACUGCAUUCGACAGCUAGAAGUAAACCCUUUUAAAACCUCUGGACCUGCCUCUCAUCGCUGGUGUUAUCAGCGACAGCUUUUGCCCAUUGCCUGACUACAUGGACGAAGGCGCUGGAAGAGGUGUCAGCGGAGACGGUGGCUCUGGAUUGCCAUUGGUUGCACCGGGGUGGAUUUGCUGUGUGUAUUUUUAGCGUUGCUUCCCUGUUCAGCGCCGAGCGGCCAGUCUUACCCCCAGUCCUACUCAGUACAGCACAGCUCAAGCCAAGGACAGUGGGGGAACUCACAUUAGGAUCGUGGCCGGCCACCCUGCCAUACCACUUUGAAAAAUCAGCACCCAGCCUAGAGCGGUCAGAGUUGAGAGCGGCUUGUUACUGGGACCUGUCUCAUUCUAAUUCAGUCGGAGGGCUGCGGGCUUGCAAAUGGCCAGUCCCAGCGUCAGAGACGGGGAGUGGGGAGAAACUCCGCACCAAGACUCCGGCCCCGGGCCCGCCUUCACCGAGGCGCAACACUGGAUAGAACAAGUAACAGGCAGAAGUUUUGGUGAUAAAGACUUUCGAACAGGCCUGGAAAAUGGAAUUUUACUUUGCGAGUUAUUAAAUGCUAUAAAGCCUGGGACUGUGAAGAAGAUCAACCGUCUGCCAACUCCUAUUGCAGGACUGGACAAUAUUACUUUGUUUUUGAGAGCAUGUGAAGAGCUUGGACUUAAGGGAUCACAGCUUUUUGACCCUGGUGAUCUCCAAGAUAUGACCAACAGAGCUACAGUCAAAGUACCAGAGUACAGCCGGAAAAUGAAAAAUGUUUUGAUCACUAUUUACUGGCUUGGAAAAGCAGCAAAUAGCUGUACAUCUUACAGUGGACCAACACUGAACCUGAAAGAAUUUGAAGGAUUGUUGUCUCAGAUUCAAAAGGAGAUGGAGGACACAGAUAGCCCAAAGCGAAGCAUUCGUGACAGCGGCUACAUUGACAGCUGGGAUUCUGAGCGCAGUGACUCCCUAUCACCUCCCAGACAUGCCAGAGAUGAUUCCUUUGAUAGUCUGGAGUCAUUUGGGUCACGGUCACAGCAGACUCCAUCCCCAGAUGUGAUAUUUAGAGGAAGUAGUGAUGGUCGUGGCAGUGAUUCUGAAUCGGAUGUGACACAGAAGACACCUGAUGUAAAGCGAGACGACAUGUCCGUCAGACGGUCUUCCUAUAACGAACCUAAAUCAUCCUUGCCUUUUAACCAAUAUCUACCCAACAAGCACAAUCAUACAGCUUACAUGCCAGCACCUCUCCGAAAAAAGCGGGCAGAGCGGGGAGAAAAUUACCGGAAGAGUUGGAGCAACACUACCUCACCUGUAGGAGCAGAACGCCCUUUCAGAUACAGUCCUACAGCAGCCCUGUCUGAUGAUACAGGAAGCGUCAGUAUGAAUGACAUGAGGCCAGAAGAUGACAUUUCAGCACAGCCCCACAGUAAAGCACGCCAUGAGGAGCUACACAAAGUUCACAGUCGACUUCGUGAAGACCAGGACAAAUGGCAAGAUGAUCUGGCUCGCUGGAAGAACAGGAGAAGAAGUGCAUCGCAAGAUCUGAUCAAACGGAAGGAGGAGAGAGAUAUUGUGGAAAAAAUAAUGAGUGGGGAACACAGUCUGUCAGAAAGACGGAGGAGCAUUAAAACCUAUAAAGAAAUCGUGGAAGAAAAGGAAUCCAGAGAAAAAGCACUCCAAGAGGCAUAUAAAAGAGCAAGGACCCCAGAAGAAGCUGAAGAAAUUUUGAAGAAGUAUUCACAGAGAUUUAUAAUCAGCGAAGCUGUUCUUGAAAACCUGGAGAUGCCAAAAUUUCUGGAGAGAAGUCAGUCAGUGGAUUCGGAUUCGCCAUGCUCACCAACAAGAGAACCAAAUUCACUGAAAUACUUACGACAGCGGUCAUUGCCAAUCCAAAAAUAUACUGCAACUGUUGAAGCAGUGAUCACUCCCAGCAGCCAAUCCCAGACUAACUUCUCUGCAGCAGUCACAUCCCCAAUCAAAACUGUUGCCCCCAAGGCAGUGCCUAUGUUGACCCCCAAGCCUUAUUCACAACCAAAAGAUUCACAGACAGUGCUGAAAUCAUUUAAGAAAGAUGGAAAGAUUAGAAUGAAUGGCGAGACCAGCCCAACAUUUACCAGAGUGGAAGAGAAUGAGUCCACGUCUCCAGUACUGGCCCCAUUGCUCACCCAAUCGCAGAUGUUUGAAGGUGUGGCAAGAGUGGACAAUUCCCCAUUACAGUUACAGACAGAUAACAACGAUCAUGCGUCCAGACUCGAGCAGGCUGUUCCUUCUCCCAUAAACAAUCCACAGACUGAAAACACAGAGCAGGAGGAACAAACUGAGAUCACAAUGGGCAUUACCACCACUCAGCAGCCAAGCAUCAAGGAUGAAUCUGAUCUUAAAUCCAUCUGCAACGAGCUAGAGAAAGAGACGGUGAAAGAUACAGGUCAAGAAGAAUAUCAGCACGGGGACCUGGAAACUUCAACUGAACAUGUUAUCCUAUCAGACAAUGUUGAGUUGGACAUACGGGACACAGUUGAUGCCAAAAUAAUAACCACAGAUGAAGCCUGCCUAACACCCAAGAGUGAGGCAUCAAAUAACAGCACCCAAGAGCAGCUUGAACAAGAAGGAUUAAAAUCAGUGACACCUCAUCAGGACGAAACAGGAGAUGUGUUGGAUUCAGAUCAGAGGAUAAAGGAAGUGAAGGAAGAGGCAGCAGAGAACAGUCAGCAUGUUGAUGCUAUUAAUCAGCAAGGUAGUCCCUCAGGAUCAAGGAUGACUUGCUUCCAUUCCUGUUCUGUGGGUUCAGAGUUGGUUGAUGAGGCCAUUGUGGGAUUUGCAGACUCUGCCACAGAGCCAGCUAAUUCUGCCAGUGUUCCGGUUACAGUUCGGAACUCUUGGCGACGCUCAGAGUUUUUCUCACAGCCAGCGGAAGUAGAAAGCAGUGAAAAUAUGAAUAUCCCAGUUGCAUCUUUAAAUCUCCCUAAGCAUUUUGAUCGCUGGUAUUGGGACCCAGAGGAAGAACGCAAGCGACAGGAAAGAUGGCAAAAAGAGCAGGAACGCUUGCUCCAGGAGAGGUACAGAAGGGAGCAUGAGAAACUACGUCAGGAAUGGGAAAAAGCACAAAGGGAGGUUGAGGAAGAAGAACGUAGAUAUCAUGAAGAGGAGCGUAAAAUCAUUCAAGAAACAGUGACUCCACUGACCCCACGAUCACUGCCUAUCCAACUUCCCUCUGAAUGGCUCUCCAUCUCAAAAACAGAGGAAAUUAGGAAUUCUGAGUCCACUGAAGUCACAGGUGAGGGGAUCAAGCAGGUGGACUCGCAGAAGCAAAAUAUGGUAGAAAUAGACAGUUGUCAGAAAGGUGAUGAGGGAGGAAUACCAGCCGAAGAACAACAAAGCCAUAAGGAAGCAAACCAGAAAUCAACACAGAAGCAAGCAGAAGAAUGGAGCUCAAAGGAUGAGAAUGGACAAGAGGAAAAUUGGGAUGAAGCUGGGACAAACAGAUUGGAGAAAUGGCACUGGCAGGACACCAAACAACUGGAAUCUGAAGAGCUAAAAUUGAGCUUCCAGUCUGCACCACAUGUUUUCCAAACAGAUAAAGAAAAUGUUGGUGAAAGCCAGAUUCAGGCACACAGCCAAACACUCCUCACAGAUCAUCAGCAAGUGUCAGCUCAAGCUGCAGGUUCCCCAGGUUUUUCAGACAGAUCUCAGAAUGCACAAGAACUUCCUCUAUUCCUUGACCUUCAGAGAAACCAACAACCCGAUGUUCAAGAUGAAAUGAAGACUGGGUCUCUAGAUAGAAGCUGGGCACAUCAGUCCAAUAUGAUGGACAGAAAAAAAUGGUCUGGAUCUCAUGAAAAUUUACAAUCAAGCCAAUCACUUCCUCAGCCACACUCAUCUCCUCAGCUCCAGUCUCCCAGCAGGUCAGUCAGCGGGAAGAAGUUGUGCUCUACUUGUGGGCUCCCUCUCGGAAAAGGUGCAGCCAUGAUCAUUGAAACACUCAGUCUUUAUUUUCAUAUUCAGUGCUUCACGUGUGGUAUCUGUCAAGGACAACUUGGAGAUGCGGCUACAGGGACGGAUGUCCGGAUCCGCAAUGGUCUUCUCAAUUGUAAUGACUGCUACAUCAGGUCCAGAACUGCUGGACAACCCACAACUUUAUGACCAUGCCACAUGUCAAUCAGCAACUGAAAGCCCAACAGAACACAGAUGGCCCUGAAGCUCAUUACGAUGUUCACUGUUUGCAGACAAUUGCAGAUAGAAACCGUCAUUCACUGGCUUCCACACUCAGAAAACCCUCUGUUCCCAAAACAACUUUUACCUGCAUUGUUAUUUUGACAACCUACACUUUAAAUCAUUUUCAUAUUUAGUGAAACCGCUGUUCUUUUGUUCAUAUAGUCACAAUAUUAGCAUAACUUGAUAUAUAUUUGCUGUUGAAGAAAGCUUUUAACUGGAUUCAACAUGUUUUUAAUUAAUAUUGUGUGAUAUGUAAUUUAUUUUAUUGCCUCCUUCAGUUAUGAAAAUGUUAAUCAUAAAGGUGCAAUUAUUAGUGGAGUAAGUAAUAAAACUCUAUUUGUCCUGUGUAGUAGUUAAUAACUUUGUCUUCCUUUCCUUGGAACUAAUUUGAGCCAUCUGUGUCACAUUUAAGGAAUGUAGAGAUCAUUCCAAAUGGAUAGAUUUACAAUUAUUUUGAUAUUUUAGAAUGCUAUGUCCUUUGGGUGCAUUUCUUCAUAAUGUAAGAAUAUCAUGAAGGUCUAGCAUACAGAAAAAAAAAAUGAUAAAGAGGAAAUAACCAAGCUUUUCUUUCAUCUAAGCUAAUAGUAACUUGCAACUACACAAUGUAUUGUACCUGACAUGACAUUGUUAAACAAAAACAGAAUUAAAAGCUGAAAUGCUUGUCUUUUAGGAAAAUGUGUGUGCCAGACAAAGAUGUGUUGCACUCAAGUUUGCUGUUUUGGAAAAAAUACAACUUGUAUUUGAAACCUGCUUUCAAAUGUGUACUGUUGGUGGUUUGGUAUUGUCCAUCAGAUCCUUUAGAUUGUCAGUACUGGCUUUCUUUCACCUAUGAUUCAGCUGAUUAAUCUAUUCCACUGUAAAGAAGCAUUUAGAUCAAUACUUUCUUUCAAGCUUGUGAUUAUUUAGUAGACAACUGCCAGACUGCAAUUCAAAUGCAGGUCAACAAGAAGGAAUUUACCACCCCCAUGCCUUGAUCAGGUGGGUGUUCCAAUAUAAUAUGGAACCAGUCCAUAUUAUAACAUUUCCCUGUUAACCAGGUUUUUCCAUUGUUUAUGUGAUUUAUCCCUGAUAUAAAGAGGCGCCAAGUAUUAAAAUUCUAAUAGUGUUCUGAUAAAUACAAUCAGUAUAUCUGUGCAUGCUCAUAUACUGUGGAUUAUAGUCUGAGUUAUGAAUACAGUCUGCACAGCCAUUUUAAACUCCAGUAAAUUGGGACAUCAGUUUGGAAACUGGGCUAAAUUCAAUGAAUAACUUAGAGGUUUCACACUUGUAUGUCCAUUGAAAAUGGAGUAAUUCCUCUUCACUAGAAAUAGUAAAAGGUGUUAGCAUCCUGUCAGGCUAACGAAAAGGUAAAUACAAUUAUUUUGGUUAUUAUUGCACCUUUAUUAUGAAGCAUUCUACCUAACAUAAAGCAUUGAAACUAUGAAAUAUUUUUAGAAAUCAAUCUUUCUAAGCAGGGAUUGAAUUCAAAUGGUUUAAAUUAUUUAUAAAUCUAUCACAAGCCACUAUUGGAAUAAUCUGCAAAACUGUUGAAGAUUUUAUAAAAAUACUGGAAAACUGAAGACCCAUUAGUGGAGAAUUUGCUACAGAAUUACAUUAUUUUGUUUUUUUUAACCUGAAAAUAUUAUUGUAUUUCCCACAGACUUUUAAAUGUCACAUGGGUUGAUUUGUAGAUCAAGCAAGCCAACCAUUCAAGCAAUUACAACUAAUUUGAGGCAUGUCAUAAUCCCUUGCUUAGCAAACCAAUUAUAUCUGAGGCAAUGCUUGCAAAGUGAUUCAAUGGAGAACUGAAAGCACCCUAAUUAGCCAAUGACUUGUAUCUGCCUUAAACAACAGCAAUACAAUGCCUACUCCAUAUUUAGAGCUCUUGACUUCCUUGCAGGAGGAUACAUAGUAAGGUGUAGUCCAUUAUCAUGUAGCAGCUUUGUUAAAGAGAAAUAAAUUAACAAAUCUCUUUGGUUCAGCAAUAAUUAUCUUAAUUGCAAGGUUGAUGUUUAUUUAUUAAAAUAGUUUUAAAAUCAUGUUUUGCAUGUUGGUGAUAAGGCAUUAUAUGAUAAUUGUGUGCUUAUUUUUAUUUGUAUCCAUUGUUAAAUAGUCUGUUGGAAUGCAAGAUUUGUUACAUUCACAUUAAAACUGUGCCUUAGUAAUGCAGGCUAUUGCAUAUGGAUAGUAAGAAGUGUAGUGAAUAUGAAGUGAUGGUAUCUGGCUCAAUAAACAUCUCUGUCAGCUCUUGAUGAGCUAGAUGCAAGUGAUACUGGGAAGAGGGUGAGUCAGACAUGAUGCUGAGGCCUAACUGGUUCAUCUCGUGUGACUGGCUAAUAGUACCCAAAGAUUCCUACCCUCCGCAUGAUUUCAGCAAAGGCUGCUGUUUCUUUUGGAGUCAGUCCAUCUAUUGUGUAAAAUACAUCUUUUACCAUUCAGAAGAUUUUUAAAGACAACUUUUUACAUAUUCUUAUACACUUCCACUCCUCAGAAAUUACCUGCAGAGGAAACAUUGAACAUGUAUUGUAGCACAUUCUAUACCUUUUCCAAUAGCCCCUUUUACAAUUAUGUCUUUUUUAAUAUCAAGUACUUUGAUUUUGAACUAAAUACAAAGUUACUAAGUUUUUAAGUGGUAGUACUGCAACUUCUUGACAUGUACAGUAAACUGUUUAAGAUUUAUGUAAUCUACAAUUAAACAAUAAUCCAAACCAUUUAAUGCUAGUAGUAAAGACAAAAAUAUUGACUGGAAAAUAUUGUCAACAGUAUUUGAAGAGUGAUGAAUUUAUAUCAUAGUCCCAUGUUCACUAUUUUAAAGGUAUUAUUAGCUCAUUCAAAAUAAGUUGUGAAAUGUCAUAAAGCACAUUGGGGUAGAAAUUCAUCCUCUGUUUUAUAUGCUAACCAUGUGAUGUAGUGACCGAUGCAAAUUGAACUCCACUUCUGAAAUCGUUUUAUUGACUAGAGUGAAAUCAAAUUUCGGAGUUUAAUGCACACACAUUACCAUGUUACACAUUUAACACGUAUAACAGAGGACACAUUUCCAUCUCACAGUGCCAUCCACAACAAAUACUGAUAGCAAUUCCCUGCCUAAAAUGUCAGAUAGAUGUUCAGAGAAGUGCAGUUCUAUUAAUUGUAACAGAGAUGAAUACCCUGGUUAACUAUUGUGCAAUGUGUGAGAAGUCCAUAUUUGGAAUAUUAAUCAGUUAAGAUUUGUCUGGGUAACCACUGUUGUGAUUGCUCUUAUUCCACUGUCACUUGAUUAUUCAUGAUUACAUAAUUUGAUGUGGUUUCCUUAAAGUAGCAUGCCAUGAAGCUCUGCCAACAUCUAUUAACAUCUGUACUGAGAUCACUUAUUUCUGAUGGUGUGUGGUUAAACUGCAUUUUCCCCAGAAUGUGCUGGACCAAAUAUGGGCAUGGACUUAUGUACAUUUAAGUGACAAAUUGUAACUGGGGCCGUUGUUCAAACAUAAACAAUUAAAAGUAUCUGGCAUAUGCUACAGUUGAACUAUUGUGCUAUAUGUAUAGUGUUUUGCCUCUUGAAGGAAAAAUUACAAUGUGUUCAAUUAAUGCAACA
Molecule: messenger RNA, 7815 nt
Organism: Pristis pectinata (smalltooth sawfish)
Lineage: Eukaryota; Metazoa; Chordata; Chondrichthyes; Rhinopristiformes; Pristidae
Product: LIM and calponin homology domains-containing protein 1-like
Exons: 29
Coding region: 450-4193 (1247 amino acids)
Biological process (GO): regulation of focal adhesion assembly; actomyosin structure organization; positive regulation of stress fiber assembly
Cellular component (GO): stress fiber
Molecular function (GO): actin binding; myosin II head/neck binding
Source: RefSeq, a predicted model, not a curated record